Lolium perenne is the source of this 1497-nucleotide messenger RNA. Lineage: Eukaryota; Viridiplantae; Streptophyta; Magnoliopsida; Poales; Poaceae. The record is from RefSeq and is a predicted model, not a curated record.
AUGCUGCACGACGGCUCGGCCCGGUCGUUGCGUCCCUCCCUCGUCUAUUUCUCCGCCGCCAGCCGUGCGGCCGCUAUAGCUCGGUUCGCCGUCGCGUUCUCUAGCAGGCACCGCCACAACGUCUCGUUCGCGGUGGUCACGGGCUGUCCACGGUGCCGCCAGCCCAGCCCAAUUAAAUCGUUAUAUCGGACGCCCACUGUCGGGGAAAAAAACUUGGUGGGCUUCCGCUACUCGUUCCCUACCGCCGCCACGCCGCUCGACGGGAUUAGGUUUCUUCCUCGCUGGGUCGCUGCGGUCCGCUCCUCUUCGUGCCGCGCCGCGCCGCGCCAUGGCCGACCACGGUCCGCCGCUCCGUCCCUCCGCUCAACCAACUGCCCCUCCCUCCACUCCGCUUCCCCCUCGAGCUCGCGCGCCGCCGCCACCCCUCCUCUCUCUCCGCCGCUCGCCGCUCCCCUCCAUGGCCACUGCCCUCCGCCUCCUGUGUUGACCUCGUCCGCGUCUGGCACCUCCAUUCUUCCACGGGAAAGGACCACUCUCACCCCGUCGUUUGAGCAGCAGGCCUGUGUGGAGCUCCCGGCGGCCGGCGAGGUUCUUGGGGAUCCUCAACCGCACGCAUCCGGCGAGGUCCAUGGGGAGCUGCCGAAGAAGAUUUGCAGAAGCAAUAUUGCACAACCUUUCAACGGAAAUCUGCUAGUAGUAACGUGGUAUCAUCAUGUACAACUAAUGCUGAUGAAGUUUGCCAGCAGUAUCAGCUCUUCAGAUUCUACAAAGCAAUUGAUGAAGUUUGCCAGCAUAAAUGUGCAGUACUAGUGCAAUGGUCUUCAUUGUGCAAUGGGCUCCGUCCACGUCCCGCCCCGGCGAGCUUCGCUCCGGCUUCGUCUUGCUCGGUGGCGUCGAGGCCGGCGGCGCUUGUUUCUGCUCCGGCGACUUUCAGCAGGGCUGAAAAAAAGGAGGCGGCGGCGCCGGGAGUCUCCAGGCGAGGGCGACGACGAAACUUAGCUAGGCGAGCUCCAAUCCGACGGGAAGAAUGGAGGUAUCCAUGGCAAAAAAGCAAACAGAGAAGGGAUAGAGGAGAGAGAAGAUAUGGGACUUUUUUUGUCACUACCAAAUGGGCCACGACCGGACAUGUGCGGAUGGAAAAGCACGCCCGUGCUCGUCCGGCUCGCCCCAAAAGCCACGCAAAUUUGAGCUGGCUUUGGGUCGUGACGGACCUCGCGUGCCGUCCGUUUUGCAUUUGGGUCCGCGUGUUGGGUCAUGUUUUUACCCAAAAGGACACACGGGGACAUUUUGCGUACCCGCGUCGAAGAUGCCCUAAGACAGGCAUAUUCCUGUCAUUUCCCUUUGUAUUGUUUUGAGAUACUCAGAAUAUCCUGAGACAUUUUCCUGUCAUUUCCCUUUGUACCGGUUUAAAGAUAGUCUGAAUUUCUGGACGUGUUCUUAUACAUGAAUGUAUUAUACUGUAGUAAGUGUAUGUGCUAGCAGUUGUACCAAAUCUGU